CGUGUGUUCAGCACCACCCAUCAAUGCUAAUCGUCAUCGUAUUGUUUUGAUUGUGAUCAAAAAGUGCGUGCGCCAUCGUUCCUUUUUCCGUACCGAAAAAUGUAAUACUAGCCGUUAAAAAUCGUGUUCAAUUUUUGAAACAAUGCAACCGGACGAUCUUUCUAUGCCCCGCGGAGACAACAAAAUCAAGGAAAAGUUGAAUCUUCACCUGAAGAAGCGUCUUCAAGAAACAGGUAAAAAUUCAACAGCAUCAGAAAAUCCGCCACCAGCAUCGUCAUCAUCAUCAUCAUGUUCAACGGCUGUUGCCCGAACAGCAUCAGGGCCGUCAGCAGGAUCAAAGACUAAAAAGCAAAAGACAAAGCACUCGCCUUCCUCAGCGGCAUCCGUAUCUGCCACCAUCAGCAGCAACAGUUCCUUAAACCUCAGCGGUGGAAGUUCCGGCAGUAAACCCUCAGCCAACGUUUCCGGUGAACACCUGAUGCUGUCGCCCGGCGCACUCGGCGGCGGCAACAGUAACGAUACCACCAACAGUAGCUUCAAUUCCGUCGAUCUAGACCCGGACAACUCGAACGACGGCCAGGAUCGGGCAGCGGAAAAGAAUAGUCCGGGCGGCACCAGCAGGGUUGCACCCAAAGCGGACAUCUUCACGUUGAUUCUGAAUGAGAAGAAGAACUCGCUUAUGAGGGACCCGGAAGUGGUCAAGUUCUUGCGAGAUUUAAUAGAUGCGAGAGAAAAAUCGUAAA
This is a messenger RNA of Armigeres subalbatus, 743 nucleotides long. Its product is annotated as dentin sialophosphoprotein-like. The transcript has a single exon. Bases 143 to 742 code for a protein of 199 amino acids. The record is from RefSeq and is a predicted model, not a curated record. NCBI's taxonomy places the organism in Eukaryota, Metazoa, Arthropoda, Insecta, Diptera, Culicidae.